CCCGUUAUUGGAAUCGAGGCACCUGUUGUGACACUAUUUUGCCUCAGGCGGAAACGUCAGAGCGAGACCCGCUCUUCUCCACUUGUCCCUUUCAACAGUUUCGUCAAGAUCACUUUGUAUCGAUUUAUUAUGGAGCGAAAGCAACUCAUUGCGGAGGUGGUACGUUACGAUCCCAGACUAGCCGAUCUCCCGCGUGCAAACCUUUUCCUACUUUGGUUCUCGGAUAUCGAGUCCUUCAGAAGUCUGCAAGCGAAGAAGAUGAAAUUCCCUAUGCUCCUUCAUAUGACUACAAGGGUUCCAAAUUUGACGAUUCCUGGAAUUGCGAAUAAGGAGUGCCUGCAACGCGACAAUACCACAUGCGUCCUAACUGGGGGUGAUCAGCCCGGGCUUGAGUGUGCUAAUGUCGCACCCUACAAAUUGAAGGAUCGAGUCAGCAAGCGGAAAGCUAAACUCCUCAGUGGCCCAAAUCACCAGGACCUGAUCAACACCGAACAGGUCAAGAAUCUAGUACCCCUUGGGACCCAAGAAAGCUGUUAUCAGGAGAGUUGUCUGUGUGCUUUCCUCAUGUGA
This is a messenger RNA of Penicillium samsonianum, 570 nucleotides long. RefSeq lists its product as uncharacterized. The record is from RefSeq and is a predicted model, not a curated record. Lineage: Eukaryota; Fungi; Ascomycota; Eurotiomycetes; Eurotiales; Aspergillaceae. The annotation marks the transcript as partial. The transcript is spliced from 5 exons.